Molecule: messenger RNA, 1752 nt
Organism: Echinostoma caproni
Lineage: Eukaryota; Metazoa; Platyhelminthes; Trematoda; Plagiorchiida; Echinostomatidae
Source: the annotation of a GenBank genome assembly
UUCAAGAAAGAAGCAGAAUGGAAGGAGUUGUUGAUGAAAGAGAUUCAAGAGAUGCAUUCAAAUUUUGACAGCACACGAAGAAAACUAGAAGAAACUACUGUGCAGUUGAAUCAGUUGAAAGAAGCGUUCAUGAAUAAUUUACGGUUAUUAAAACAAAGAGAAGUUGAAUUCACUCGUCAAAAAGAGGAACUGGAUGUGAUUAAAAAUAAUCUACACUCACGUGAAGGGAUAAUUAGUGAACUGAAGACCUCGUUAGAUCGAUGCGAAUCUGAGUUGCUCUCAAGUCGGAAAGUUGAAAUUCAUCUUCGCAAAGACCUGGAAUUCCAUCGUGCCGAGAGCAGGAAACGUGAGACGGAAUUACUUCACAAACAUAAUAUCGCAUUAAAUGCAAUAAAACAUUCGGAAGAAGAAGAGCGAGCGCAUUUACGAUCUGCGCUAACUCGCAUUCAAGCGGAUUUGGAUGCUGAGCGUGUCAGAGCUGCCAGCGAUUUAGAAGAAGCUCUGAGAAAAGCAUCUGAACAAGCGGAAAAGUCGGCUUUGGAUGCCGCACAAAAAGAAUUUGGAUUACAAUUGCGUGUUCAAAUGCUUGAAGACAUAUGUGAACGGGCACAGAACGCCAAAAAGAAGGCGAUUUCUGAAGCAGAAUCCAAAGAAUUGCAGUUAGCUAAUGUGCAGUCAGAGCUUCAGGUUGCACUACACAAUGCGGAAUCACUUACACUCAGAAUCUCAGAGGCAACAAGUGAUAAGGAGAUUGCUGAGCAAAAAAUGUCCGCGGCAGAAAAUGCACUUAUUCGUGCGGAGCAGAAAUGGAGGGAAGAAAAGAGUGAACUUCUGAAUAUUUUGGAGGUAACCAAAACUCAGGACGAACUGCAUCGCAAAGAAGUUACUAUAGCAAUGAAUAAACUUAAAGACGAGAAAGCCGCGGUACAAGCUGAAAACCGGCGUCUACUGGAGUCGCUGGCCAAGGAGAACGCAGAGACCCGAAAAGCACUCAAUUCACUGAAAGAAGAAAGUAAUUUGCGCCAGUUGGCGGAGCACACUGCACGAAAAUUGCGAAAUGAAUGUGACCGAUUGCGUCAAGAUUUGAAUCAGGCUUUGCUCCCGACAGUUCGAAACGACCCGCUUGUUCCAAGUUGUGAUCACAUGCAUCUGAUAGCACAACUUGAACGGUUACAAGUUAACUGUGAACGACUGGAAGAGGAGAAUGCCCGUCUCAAACGAUCCAUCUCGAUUAUGUCUGAACAAGCACAAAAAACAGCUCAAAUUGUCCAGUUGACCAAGAGACCUGAUGGAAACGGACCAGAAAACACGAAAUAUGCGAGUGAACCAAACGAGCAAAUACUACUGCUAAGGGGAAAACUCCAAUCGUCCGUAAGAGUUAUCCGCAAGUUGGCACAAGAAAAACAUGCCCUCAAAGAACUGAGCAAUCGUUUGCAAGCACAGAUUCGUCAAUUAGAAGCAAAGCGAGUGGUCGUGAACGCCUCAUACCAAGAUCAACAAUCACAUGGUUUACCUAAGGUUCAUUACUCUGGGAGAAAAUCUCCUACUGUUAAGAUUAAUUUAAGUUGUUCUGACGAUCGCUGCUUUCUUGAACCAGAGAAAGAAGGCACACGCUUUCUAAAUAAAAAUCCAGUCCCUCCACUAUCGCUCAUCGAUCCAGAUGAUGCGGUCUCUUCCGUCCCGGGCAGGGAGUCUGUUUCGGCUAUAUUUCAAAUGGUUGAUACAAGUGNCCCACAGAAGUCAGCUCCGUGA